AGUAAGUUGCCGAACGUGGAGCCAUCAGCAUGAAGACCUGUGCCUUGAUAUUGGUGAUUCCCCUCCUGGCCAGUGGCUGCCUGGCUGCUCCUGCUACCCAGCAGAGGACUGAAACCGAUCCUGAGCUGACUGCUGGCUAUUUUGAGGGGGACAUCGUGCUUGGUCCCGACGGAAGGAAUGGAAUGCGUAACGAGUCUUUCAGAUGGCCCGAUCGCACUGUGUACUACUAUAUAAAUUCGGACAUAGAUACCGAACACCGCAAUCACAUAAUUCGUGGUAUUCGUAUCAUUGAACGCAGUUCUUGUAUUGUGUUCAAGGAGGCCACCUCUGAUCAGGAUUACUUUAUCAAUGUCACAUCCUUUUCGGGCGGCUGUUUCUCCUAUGUGGGCUUCCGCAAUAGGUCCCAACAGUUAAAUCUGCAGAAUUAUGCUCUGGACACGGGUUGUUUCCGGCUGGGAACAAUUGUCCACGAGUUCCUGCACGCUCUGGGCUUCUAUCACCAGCAAAGCACGUGGAACCGUGACGAGUACGUCCGAAUUGCCGAGGAGAACAUUACAGAGGGAACCGAGGGCAACUUCAACAAGUAUGACAGCGAAACCGUCGAGGACUACGGAGAACCCUACGAUUACUCCAGUGUGCUGCACUACAGGGCGUAUGCGUUCUCUAAAAACGGAGAAAUGACCAUUGUGCCGCUGCAGGAAGGAGCCGAAGAGCUUAUGGGACAACGUUUGCAAAUGACCCAAUCGGAUAUUAACAAACUAAAUGUCAUGUACAAGUGCCCCAGGCAGGUGUAAUACGAAGUAAAAGUCAUUAAAUACCAAUUAUUAUUAGCUA
Messenger RNA from Drosophila elegans, 834 nucleotides. Its product is annotated as seminal metalloprotease 1. NCBI's taxonomy places the organism in Eukaryota, Metazoa, Arthropoda, Insecta, Diptera, Drosophilidae. The record is from RefSeq and is a predicted model, not a curated record. Gene Ontology annotation, biological process: proteolysis. The transcript has 2 exons. Gene Ontology annotation, molecular function: metalloendopeptidase activity; zinc ion binding. The coding region runs from base 30 to 794 and encodes 254 amino acids.